UAACUCAAAACCCCACCGUAUCGACCACAGGCUUGCCCCUUCAAGUCACAAUUCUGUACAGCUCACUCCAUUGUUCAUAGCACCGAAAUCGACAUUGUAUCGGACGUUGUGCAGCAGCUGCAACCUCAGCAACAUCACACCGUCGAUGUAUACGUAAAUAGCCGUCUGAUUGUGCCACCUGGAAUGUUUCAGUUCUGUGCGCUACGAAUCGCAAGCCUGGCGCAGGUGUCGCCAGACAGAAAGAUGAAGCUGAUAUAAGAUGAGCGUAUGAGAUUCUAGAAUGAAAUGCGUCGUUUCUACACCCGAGCGUUUCUCGUUGUGGCUGCCACCAUCGUCAGUGUAUUUGUCUACCUGCAAGUCAAGGUUCUCACCAAACAUGGACUUUCUAGAGCACACGGAAGUCACAUCCACCAGGUUCCAUCAAACAUGAACCGAAAAACAGAGUCUGAAAUCGUUCCCUCUGAUUCGAAACUGAAAGAAAACGUCAUGAACGACACACAACGUGAUGGGAAUGACACAAGGAAUGGCGGGCAGAAUACGUUUGUGUUGAACUUCGAAAAAACAUUAGACUCUGGUCGCAUUCCUCCUUUGUGGCAAAGAGAAUUAUACACAAGUAUCCUUACAGAUCGACCAAAGACAAAAUUUUAUCUCAGCCAUGUGUUGAUGGUUCGACUGUAUCAUGCCGAUAAGGCUAAAUGGACAAUACGGGAGUUGAAGCAGUGGUUGCAUUAUAUGCUUCUAGCGGGUGUAGAACACUUUUACAUAUGUGAUCACUGGCACGUCGGGGAUAAUGACAUGGGGAGACAACUCCAUCGAUAUAUAACUCUCGGCCUUGUGUCCUACAGUAGAAUAUACACACAUGAUGCGAUGCAAGCUCAGGUUCAAUGCUACAAGAAGUGGGUGGAAGCAGAAGGCUCUAAAUCUACUUGGAUGACAUCAGUUGAUAUGGAUGAAUACCCCUACCAUCUCCAGGAUAAGCGGGAGAAGUUCCUUCAGCUAUACCUCAAGGACGUCCAACACAAAUACCCAGAAGUUGCUGAAAUAUCUAUGCCUAACUUCCUCAUGCUUGGACAAGGGGAUAAAACCAGAAAUAUAACUGUUGAUAGAAUCAAACGGUCGACGCCUGGUCCAGCAAAUAAAUUAGUGAAGCCAAUUUUUCAGCCUUGUUGUGUGCGGCCUGAUAUCCAUCGUGGGACGAUGUUACGUCAGAUGCGCGUCAUGUCGGCGGAUCCAGAAGAGCUGCGGAUGCUGCAUUACUGGGGUAGCAGGUUACAGAACUGGGGUCCUGAUACAGAUCAGAUGUUGAAGAUAACCAUUCCCUAUAGUGACAUGGCAGACAGUUGGGUUGGGCGGAUGAGAAACAGCUUGUUAGCGUUCGGUGAAGAGGACGCUUUUUCACGGAACUCAGGACCAUGAUAUAUGAAAAUGCUGUUGUUCAAAUUGGAUACGCUUCAAGCAUGAUUUAAAUAAAAGUAUUAUUUUUAUGAUAUGUGAA
This is a messenger RNA of Haliotis rufescens (red abalone), 1495 nucleotides long. RefSeq lists its product as uncharacterized. Lineage: Eukaryota; Metazoa; Mollusca; Gastropoda; Lepetellida; Haliotidae. Bases 286 to 1416 code for a protein of 376 amino acids. The record is from RefSeq and is a predicted model, not a curated record. The transcript has 3 exons.